GUGAAACAGGGUGCUUCAUCGAGACGGCGGGAGCUGGCGAAACAUAAAGAGGCUGCUCUCCAGAGAACAGAAGUACACCCCUUUCAGUGUUGCAUCUCUUUAAAUGUCACUUUCUGGUGAACGUGCAUUGGUGGGGGCCUGAGUCCUGUGUUUCUUUUUGCUGUUGGAAAUCUCUGUUAUAGGUAAAGCUGUAAAAACAAAUGGAGGAAAAUGUGCACAUACAAGCGGGAGACAAAGUCUCUUUAAGCUGCCCGGUCACUGAAUAUAAAAAACGGUGCAAAGGCAACUUCAACAAAGUCCUCUCUGAGGAUGAGAGCAACUUCCCUACCCUCCAAUCUGAUUAUGAAGUGGAGAAGAAGUUUAUGACUGAUGAAGAUGUGAAGAAUGUCACCGUGACGAUCAUGAACAUGACUGGGCAGGAUGAAAUCUGCGAUGGAUGUCAGUUUACAAUCGAAAAUGCAAGAGACCUGAUAUACGAGAACUGCCUCAGCUUCAAAGAGCUGUAUGAACACGUCCCUGAUGUCAGCAGAUCAAGCUUUCUUGCAGGGUUAGUUGAGUCCCGUUUAGUUCAACCUGCUCCCACUGUAACACUGACUGGCCUACUGGAGAACCUCUGCAGGUCCCUCUCCACCUCCACCAAUAAUAUGAUCAACAGCAACUGUAUCAUCACCUCCUCAGCUUGGAUGUCAGGUCCCAUCGAAAAACGGGUUAAAGAUAUAGCGUCACCACUCGCUGAAGCUUCCACAGAGGUGAUGUUCGCCCUCUCUGGAUCCUCGCAGACGUCUGAUGAUGGUUUGGAUGAACAAUUUGGAUUGUUUGACAGAAACAGGAGAUGGUCUCUGACUGAUCCAGCCGUCACUAUUCCAGCCGGGGCUAUUGCAGCUAUUACAGCUGGGGUUUUUUCACUCUUCUUGGUGGCGGGUGUUUGUAUUUCCCUGUGCGGAAAAGCAUUGUGGAAAAGGAAGAAUAGCCUGGCACAGGAAGCCACUGACAACGGACCGCACGUUUAACUCACUCCGUCCCUACCUGAGCUCAGCCGCCGUCAUUAUCAAUGAGUCCAGACAUUAUCAGCUUUUAGGCAUCGCUUUCAAGUGCUUUAUCUUUUGAAAAAUAUUUUUAGUCUUUAUUUGUCUUUCGUGUGCCUUCAUUAUAGUAUUCAUUUAUAAACAUAUUAACUCUCAUUUACUAUUAUUUAAUAUUUUUGUCUGUCAGAUUGCAUCCUUCUUAACAAGAAAACAGAGUAAUAAUACGUCUAAUACAUAUUUUCAUUGUUUUGAAGUUGUCUUUAUUGAGAAUAAUCUUUAGCUUCUCCAGCCACCUCUGGUUUCAAGUCUCUGUUCAUGUUACUUUAGAUGAUAGAUAACUAGAUAACGUAUAUAAUGGAUCACCUCCAGCCUGUGGACAAGCCCUUUGUGCACAAAGAAACAGUGAGGAAUUUGUCAGUAGAGGCAGAAGAAGCCCUCAGAGACAGCUUCAGGUGGACUGUGUGGGAUGAGCUAUACAAUCCUCAUAGAGACAACAUCAAUAGAAUAACAGUGUGAAUAACAGAUUAGAUCAAGUUCUGUGUGGACUCCACUGCUCCCAGGGGCGGGCUGGGGUUGAAAUUCAGCCCAGGAGUCCGGUUUGGAGAGGCCUAAAUACGAUCAUAUGACAGAUGCAAGAGGAACUGUAAUUUUUACAUGAAUACUUUAUUUGCAAUAGGUUUUUCUUUUAACAAUUAAAACUCUGUGUGUGUGUGUGUGUGUGUGUGUGUGUGUGUGUG
Messenger RNA from Fundulus heteroclitus (mummichog), 1762 nucleotides. RefSeq lists its product as uncharacterized. The transcript has 8 exons. Bases 201 to 1010 code for a protein of 269 amino acids. The record is from RefSeq and is a predicted model, not a curated record. Lineage: Eukaryota; Metazoa; Chordata; Actinopteri; Cyprinodontiformes; Fundulidae.